CGUUUUAUAAAACAAAAAUAAUCGAUCAUUGUUGGUCGGACGGCCCAGGAUCGCAUGUCGGAAGACGACACUGACGAUUUCAGACAUUUCUUCUGUCUAAGAACGACAGAAUAAAUUCCUCCUGUCUAAGAGCGGCUUGUGUCAACGCGGCGCGGGAAUCUAACUGGCAAGGCUGGACAACAUCAGCAACCUCCGCAAGUCCGUCAUCAAAGUUAUGAAGAUCAAAUUGCCGCGCGAUCGCUUUCCGUCAACAUCAUCGACUGACGAAAACGAGAGCGGCACGGAGUGGGAGACGGAGGCGGGGCUGCGGCCGCCCAUGCUGCAGGCGCGCCUGCCGCCGCCGCAGGCCGUCGUGGUAGGCUCGGUGCGCAAGCGGCGCGGCAACCUGCCCAAGCACUCGGUCAAGAUUCUCAAGCGUUGGCUCUACGACCACCGCUACAACGCCUACCCAAGUGAUGCAGAGAAACUGGCUCUCAGUCAGGAGGCCAACUUAACCGUCCUGCAGGUUUGCAAUUGGUUUAUAAAUGCGCGGCGACGUAUUCUGCCCGAAAUGAUACGGCGUGAGGGACAUGACCCAGUGCACUACACGAUUUCACGGCGCGGGCGCAAGCAGCCACCUGGCGCCGCCCUGGGAGCGCUGGGCGCACUAGGUCUGCCAGCCUCGGGCUCCGGCCUUGGCCUCGCGCCCGCCAACAUCACCGUCGCCGGCUGGGGCGGCGUCGAAGUCGAGAACGUGGUGGACAACAGCCGCGGGCACGACUACGGCGAUGGGCUGCUGGUGUACCGCAGCGACGAGCUGGGUGAUGCGGAGGAGGGCUACUCGAGCGCCGUCAGUGAGGAGGAGGUCAAGUACGACCCCUCCGUGUGGCAAUCCGUCAUCCGCUAUGGGCCCGACGACAGGGACUUGCAUCCCGCUGUUAGAGGAUCUGGUGGAGUGGUAACGAUGAGCUCGACCCAACUGGUGGAGGGCGAGGUUGAGAACUAUGGUGACGGCUGGGCCCUGCAGCUGCCGCGACUGCACCAGCCGCUGCAUACACAGGUGAGCCCGCCGCCGCCUGUCGCCAUGGAGCUCGAGGUGGCCACCACGGACAUGUGGUGCCACACCAACAGGACCGACACAUGAACAUUGUGGUGCCGGCAAAUUCGGAGCUUGAGAGGGACAAGUUUAAAUGCUUGUACCUACUAGUAGAAACGGCGGUCGCCGUGCGCCAGAGGGAGAAGCAGCAAGAAGACCUACAAUAAACGUCAUCUAUGAAAGGGG
Messenger RNA from Papilio machaon (common yellow swallowtail), 1261 nucleotides. RefSeq names its product homeobox protein PKNOX2. NCBI's taxonomy places the organism in Eukaryota, Metazoa, Arthropoda, Insecta, Lepidoptera, Papilionidae. The record is from RefSeq and is a predicted model, not a curated record. Gene Ontology annotation, molecular function: RNA polymerase II cis-regulatory region sequence-specific DNA binding; DNA-binding transcription factor activity, RNA polymerase II-specific. The transcript is spliced from 7 exons. Gene Ontology annotation, biological process: regulation of transcription by RNA polymerase II. Bases 215 to 1123 code for a protein of 302 amino acids.